This is a messenger RNA of Salarias fasciatus (jewelled blenny), 936 nucleotides long. RefSeq names its product 40S ribosomal protein S27-like. Gene Ontology annotation, molecular function: structural constituent of ribosome. The record is from RefSeq and is a predicted model, not a curated record. The coding region runs from base 133 to 387 and encodes 84 amino acids. The transcript is spliced from 4 exons. Gene Ontology annotation, biological process: translation. Gene Ontology annotation, cellular component: ribosome. NCBI's taxonomy places the organism in Eukaryota, Metazoa, Chordata, Actinopteri, Blenniiformes, Blenniidae.
UCUCCAUAUUUAUUCUAGUCAGUGUCUCAAGACCACAACAAACCACAGGUGGACCUGCUGAAGUACUGUACCUCUCACUCAGUGAACAUUACAUUGGAAAGAGACAAGCUACGUUGGGAUUUAUCAGCAAAAAUGCCUCUUGCACGGGAUCUGCUUUACCCCAGCUUAUCAAUGGAGAAGGCAAAACACAAGAAGAAACGGCUGGUACAGAGCCCCAACUCCUACUUCAUGGAUGUCAAGUGCAUUGGCUGCUACAAGAUCACCACUAUCUUCAGUCAUUCCCAGACAGUGGUACCUUGCACAGGCUGCUCAUUGAUACUUUGCAGGCCAGGAGGAGGAAAAUGCAGACUAACUGCAGGCUGUGCCUUCAGAAGAAAAUAUUCAUGAACCAUCAUCUGGGGCAUGAAUGACCAGCAGCAGAGAGGACCAUGGAUAAAUGAGUCGAAGCUACACUCCGUUUCACCGAAACUCAAAAAAUUACCCGUUAAAGUGUACCUUGAUAUUUGGAGUGAAAUUUCAUGUCACUUUUGGGGACAAGAUCAGCCAUUCAAGUAAACAAUUGACCAAUUCCGAAUCAUGUACAUUCCUGUGUUCAGAUUGAACUAAAAUUAUGAGGCAAAGCAAUUCACCAGAAACAAAAGCACUCCCUCCAAACCACAGGUGUAACAAACUGUAAAAGAAACAGUCACAAGUCAUGAUUCCUGUAAAAGAAUUUUUAUUAGGGUGACAUGGAGGGGUGGUGAAUGAGAUAUAUAUAUUUUAAAAAAAAGGUCUUCAUCAAAUGUGAGGCGCUUUCUGUGGCUCUUGGCAUGAGAUGACACCACAUUGACCAUCACAAAGAAAAAAAUAAAACAUUUAAAGGAUUAAUUGUCUGUGUUAUGUGUGUUCUUUGGUCUUGAGAGUUCUUCUGGCAAAAAGUGGUGUGAAUGGAAAAAA